UGGCCACACUUGCCGGCCGUCCUGCCAACACCCCGGCCAUGGCGUCCGGGCAGGCUGCCCCCUGUGGCCGGGCCGCUCGCUGCCUCUGGCUCCUGGGGGUCCUGCUGCUGACGGAGGGCUCCGCCCGGCCCGCCAACCACUCGUCCACGCGGGAGAGAGCGGGUGGCAGGGAGGAGAAUGAGAUCCUGCCCCCCGACCACCUGAACGGGGUGAAGCUAGAGAUGGAUGGACACCUCAACAAGGACUUCCACCAGGAGGUCUUCCUGGGCAAGGACAUGGACGGCUUCGAGGAAGACGCAGAGCCGCGAAAGAGCAGGAGGAAGCUGAUGGUCAUCUUCUCCAAGGUGGACGUGAACACCGACCGGAGGAUCAGCGCCAAGGAGAUGCAGCGCUGGAUCAUGGCUAAGUCGGCCGAGCACUUCCAGGAGGCCGUGGAGGAGAACAAGGCACACUUCCGCGCCGUGGACCCCGAUGGGGACGGCCGGGUGUCCUGGGACGAGUACAAGGUGAAGUUUCUGGCCAGCAAAGGCUACAGCGAGAGGGAAGUCGCCGAGAAGAUAAGGAACCACGAGGAGCUGAAGGUGGACGAGGAGACACAGGAAGUCCUGGAGAACCUCAAAGACCGCUGGUACCAGGCGGACAACCCCCCUUCAGAUCUGCUGCUGACUGAGGACGAGUUCCUGUCCUUCCUGCACCCUGAGCACAGCCGCGGCAUGCUCAAGUUCAUGGUCAAGGAGAUCGUCAGGGACCUGGACCAGGAUGGGGACAAGCGGCUGUCGCUGUCCGAGUUCAUCUCCUUGCCCGUGGGCACCGUGGAGAAUCAGCAGGGCCAGGACGUCGACGACAGCUGGGUGAAGGAGCGCAAGCGGGAGUUUGAGGACCUGAUCGACGCCGACCACGACGGCAUCGUGACCAUGGAGGAGCUGGAGGAGUACAUGGACCCCAUGAACGAGUACAGCGCCCUCAACGAGGCCAAGCAGAUGAUCGCCAUCGCCGACGAGAACCAGAACCAGCACCUGGAGCCCGAGGAGGUGCUGAGGUACAGCGAGUUCUUCACCGGCAGCAAGCUGGUGGACUAUGCCCGCAACGUGCACGAGGAGUUCUGAGCCCGCCGCCCACCGCUUCCUCGAAGACAGAUCGCGGCAAGAUUAGGCUUUGCUGGAAGCCGGGGCCCUGCGGGGCGGCCCCUGGGGCCGGUAGCCGCGGUCGGUCUCCAGAAAGCGAGAUGCUUGUGACGAGAAGCGCGUUCGUUUACUCUAAAAUACAGCUGCUGCCUUCCUCCAGCUCCGCUCUCUGGUGGAAACCACUU
Molecule: messenger RNA, 1309 nt
Organism: Talpa occidentalis (Iberian mole)
Lineage: Eukaryota; Metazoa; Chordata; Mammalia; Eulipotyphla; Talpidae
Gene: SDF4
Product: stromal cell derived factor 4
Exons: 6
Coding region: 39-1106 (355 amino acids)
Biological process (GO): calcium-ion regulated exocytosis
Cellular component (GO): endoplasmic reticulum
Molecular function (GO): calcium ion binding
Source: RefSeq, a predicted model, not a curated record